Molecule: messenger RNA, 877 nt
Organism: Perognathus longimembris pacificus (Pacific pocket mouse)
Lineage: Eukaryota; Metazoa; Chordata; Mammalia; Rodentia; Heteromyidae
Gene: Nxf3
Product: nuclear RNA export factor 3
Exons: 9
Coding region: 45-839 (264 amino acids)
Biological process (GO): poly(A)+ mRNA export from nucleus
Cellular component (GO): cytoplasm; nucleus
Molecular function (GO): RNA binding
Source: RefSeq, a predicted model, not a curated record
CCUGUGAGGACACUGGUGACAAGAUACUGCUUGUGGGACGUAUCAUGGGGCACAAUUCCAAAACUAAAUGUACUGAGAAAAGAGAAAAAUGCCGGAGUUUUCAAAGGAGACUUCCCACUUGCUCUGAAAAAGUCACUACAGGCCUGCCUACUUUCUUCCUGCAGCAGCAAGACAGAGAUCCAACAAGUGUUGCCUCCAUGGAACCACGUGGAAGAAGAUACAUUCCUUAUGCUAUCCCAUCCCAUCGUCAGAGAACCUACUCAAACAAACAAAACAAAACCCAAGGGAAGGUGAUGGAAAGUCAAAACCCCCCAGAGAGAAGAAAGCAGAAGACUGAGCAGGAUGUGAACUUUGGGAACUGGUUCAAGGUCACAAUUCCAUUUGGCAUAAAAUAUGAUGAGGAGUGGCUGCUAAAUUUGAUUCAGAGCCAAUGCAGUGUCCCUUUCACUCCAGUCGAGUUCCGCUAUGAGAAAAUGCAAGCCCAGUUCUUUGUCAACAAUGCCAGCACUGCCUUUGAACUGAAGAUGAUCAGUGACAAGCUUUUGGACAACAAUAAUGAAAGGAUCUCAAUCUUUAUCAGCACAUCUGAUGUACCUCACUCUCUGCAGAAGGAGCUAAAGUCAGAAAAGGUGGAACAGGUAAAGCCAAGAAUGAAGAAAGGAUAUGAUGCCUCCCAGCAAGAUCUUAACAUCCAGAGUAACUCCUUUGACCAAGAUUUAGUGACUUAUUAUACAAAAAUGAUACCACUGAACCCUGGAAAGUACGUGAUUACUACUUUGCCUACUCAUGAAGAGAACAUAUCCAAGAUUUUGUCCUUGAACUUGUUCCACAAAACCUAGCUGGUUGGACUGCUUGAUGCUAAGCGAAUGGCCUCCAG